Molecule: messenger RNA, 327 nt
Organism: Cyclocybe aegerita
Lineage: Eukaryota; Fungi; Basidiomycota; Agaricomycetes; Agaricales; Hemipholiotaceae
Source: the annotation of a GenBank genome assembly
AUGGAGCAUGUGUCGAGCAAGAACGAUGCUAGCCCAAUGACUACGAAGAUGAGCGAUGAGUCGGAACUCGAUAUGCUCCAGGUCUACCCUCACGAAGAACAGGCUCUGCGCUGGAAAUUCGAUCUGUACCUCUUGCCUCCAUUAGCUUUCAUGUAUUUGUGCAACGCCUUGGAUAAAGGCAAUGUCGGAAAUGCUAAAACCGAUGGAUGGGAUAAAGAUAUCGGGCUUACGGGAAAUCAGGUACUCACUCAUCGUGAAUUGCCAGUGCACAUGCUCGAAGGGGUGGCUAACAAUCACGGCGGAAACAGUACUAUCUUCUCGUCAUGA